Molecule: messenger RNA, 3033 nt
Organism: Stegodyphus dumicola
Lineage: Eukaryota; Metazoa; Arthropoda; Arachnida; Araneae; Eresidae
Product: zinc finger protein 84-like
Source: RefSeq, a predicted model, not a curated record
AGAUGCGAGUAACGAAAUGAAUUUGUGAGUACCGAAUCGGUACUUCGAGUCAACCGAUGUACCCGUUACUCAGUAACGAAUACAUGCGGUUUGCUCCAGCUCUAUUGUGCUCUCACGUAGCUCAGGCCAGUUGGUAACGGAACGAGUUAGAUCCUGAAAUCGCAAAUGUGUGACGUCAAAUGUGAAACAAUAAAGCACUUUUAAAUAAGUAACUUUGUCAAACUCUUAAGCGUUGUUUCAACAAAUAUAAAUAUUCGAAAGUUCAUGCAAUCGCAAUGUAGCAUAAUCGCGUAAAUUCAUAAUUAAAUACGUACGUUCUUGAGCAAGUUUGAAGAAUCUCCCAUUGCAUAUCGCAGAGAUAUAUUUGUGUGAAAUGGAACAAAUUCAUUUUUACUGAACUGUUCUUGGAAAUCAGACUUUAGUUAUAUAGCACAUUAGAUAAGUCUCAUGCACAACAUUUAUUGAUAUUUUUAUCAAGAUAGUCACACAUGUUUUUUGCUCAAUACACUGAACAGUGGUAUGAAGUACCCAAGAAUUAUAUUGGAUACAAUUUCAGUUAACCAAACUAUUUUACAUCUGUACAGAGAUUAAACGUUAUCUAAGUUUAUCUUGCGAAGAAAUUUCAUAUCUAGUAGAAUAUAACCAUAUUUGGUGGAAGCAGUAAUUUAGCAGAGCUUAUGGAUACCUAUACUGGAGAGAAACCCUAUAUGUGUGAAGUAUGCAAGAAGUCGUUCAUUAGAAAGCAUACAUUGAACCAGCAUGUGCUUAUUCACACGGGAGAGAAAGCUCACGUAUGUGAAGUAUGUAAGAAGUCAUUUUAUCAAAAGAGGUAUUUGACCAGCCAUAUGCUUGUUCACACAGGAGAAAAAACACAUAUGUGUGAGGUAUGUAAGAAGUUGUUUAGUCAGAGGAUAGGUUUGAGAUUGCAUAUGCGUAUUCACACUAGAGAAAAACCUUAUAAGUGUGAAGUAUGUGAGAUGUUGUUUAAUCAAAACAGUCACUUAAGAGUGCAUAUGCGUAUUCAUACAGGAGAGAAACCUCAUUCAUGUGAAGUAUGUAAUAAGUUCUUUAUGUCAAAGGCACAUUUAAAAGUCCAUAUGCUUAUUCACACAGGAGAGAAACCUUAUGUGUGUGAAGUUUGUGAAAAGUCAUUUAAUCGAAAGCAUGUUUUGAAAGAACAUAUGCUUAUUCACUCUGGAGAAAAGCCUCGUGUAUGUGAACUAUGUAAGAGGUCGUUUAGACACAAGGAGAGUUUAAAAAAUCAUAUGUUAAUGCACACUGGAGAAAAAUGUCAUGUAUGUGAAGUAUGUAAAGUGUCAUUUAAUCGAAAGGAUUAUUUAAAGAGGCAUAUGUUUGUUCACACUGGAGAGAAAACUCAUGUGUGUGAAGCAUGUGAAAAAUCAUUUAGUCUUAAGAGUAGUUUAAACACACAUAUACGUAAUCACAGUGGAGAGCAGCUUCAUAUGUGUGAAGUAUGCAAGAGACUUUUUAGUAAGUCUUAUUUACGCAAGCAUAUGCUUAUUCACACUGGAGAGAAACCUCAUGAGUGCGAAAUAUGUAAUAAGUUCUUUAGAACAAAGCGUUUCUUGAUGGAGCAUUUGCUUAUUCACACAGGAGAGAAACCCUAUGUGUGUGAAGUAUGUCAGAAGUCAUUUAGUAAGGCAGGUAAGUUAAAAGUGCAUAUGCUUAUUCAUACAGGAGAGAAACCCCAUGUGUGUGAAGUAUGUCAGAAGGCGUUUAUUCAGAAAUAUCGGUUAAAGGCCCAUAUGCUUACUCAUACAGGAGAGAAACCUCAUGUGUGUAAAGUAUGUAAGAAAUCAUUCAGUCAGAAAGGUAAUUUAAAGAAGCAUAUGCUCAUUCACACUGGAGAGAAUCCUCAUGUGGCUGAAAAGGGUAGUUGAAAUAAACGUAUGUAUAUUCACACAGCAGACCAAACUUAACGUGCAUAUCUACAUGAGAGUGAAAUAGCAAUUGUUUAUCUAUGUGACAGGUCAUUUGGAGAGAAGAAUUUCAAUAAGCAUGUUUAUAUGCCCUGUAGAAAACCAUGUUUUUUAGGAUAUACAAGAUUGGUAACAUCCAGAGCUUAAAUUGUGCCAGAGCCUGGCUCUGGUACUUCUCAGUUUUCGAGAUAAAUUAUUAUUUCAGCCAGACUGCGUAGGAGCCCUAAGUAAAAGGCCUUCUUUUCUGUAAGUGAACCACAAUUUUAGUAGAUUUUAGUUUUGUUUUAAUAGCAAACAUGCCUUAAAAAUCAAUUCUGAGUUCUAAAUGCAUGCCUGUCUUUCGAUCGUGUUCAAACCUUGAACAGAAAUUAAGACUUAAGGAAAGAAAAGCCCCCCCAAUCAUAUGUCAAAGGCUUAUUCUCCAGGAUGUGCAACGAAUUCAUGGCAGCGGGCAAAUUUUGUGUUCCCCAAAGUACUAAAAGUGAUACCCUGGUCUUGCACGUUCCACACAAGUGACUUCUUAUUGCAGAACUUUCUGAAUGAUAUAACCAAACGGGGGGGGGGACACCUCUGCUGUCACUUGUACAGAGAAGUGUAAUGUUUAUUCUCACAUUAUUACCGAAUUGUAUUCAGAGAAAAUUCCUCCUUCACGGCUGGAAUCAUAUUGACAGGGCAACGUGAUUAGAAGGUCUUGAACUCUACCUCUUUAUUUUUUCAAAGCUACACUUUUCUGUUAAAAUUUUCUUCCAUAUCCUAAUACUGUGUCUAGAAUUCUCAUGUUUCUUCUUAGUGGAGUUUUAAUCGUUUUUCCUGGGUGUGCAACAACAACAACAAAAAAAAGGAGUGGUGCUGGGCAUCCUUUGGAACAUUAUACGUAUAAUGAGGGUUUAAAUUCGGAUAGAGAUCGGCUGAGCUGCUUCUUCUAAGUGGAAUUGUAACUCCAGCCAAUGCCAAAUAAGACAAGGUCGGAAUUGUUUUUUCUUUUUAACUAUUUAAAAUUAACUUAAUAAUUUAUUAGAGUUCUAUUUAUAUUUCUCCUAAUUUAAAUUUAAUUAUUCUAAUAAUUAGCUAUUUUUUCUUUCGUUGGCUAAUC